Messenger RNA from Daucus carota subsp. sativus, 2478 nucleotides. RefSeq names its product NAC domain-containing protein 91. Bases 512 to 2236 code for a protein of 574 amino acids. The transcript has 6 exons. Gene Ontology annotation, molecular function: DNA binding. Gene Ontology annotation, biological process: regulation of DNA-templated transcription. The record is from RefSeq and is a predicted model, not a curated record. NCBI's taxonomy places the organism in Eukaryota, Viridiplantae, Streptophyta, Magnoliopsida, Apiales, Apiaceae.
CGGUACAACGACAUCAUAUGAAUACACAUUUGACGCGGCUGUUUCUAUGUUGCUUUAACAAUAUUUACCAUACAGGAGUAUAUCAAUAACAUUCAUCCCCACCUUCCUCAUCUUCCUUAAUUCUGUGUCUUUAGGUAACCCCCAACCCCCCUCUACUACACUAGUAUCAUUCUCCUCCAUAUUCUCCAAUCUCUCUCGACUAAUUUUAUAAUCUCUCUUCUCUCUCUCUCUCUCUCGCUCCCUCUCCCUCAUCUCUCUCUAUCUCAAUCUCUCCUCUCUCGCUCUCUCUCUCUCUCGCUCUCUCUCUCUCUCUCUCUCUCUCUCUCUCUCUCUCUCUCCCUCCCCCUCCCCCUCCCUCUCCCUCUCCCUCUCCCUCAUCUCUCUCUCUCUAUCUCAAUCUCUCUCGACUAAUUUUAUAAUCUCUCCUCUCUCUCUCUCCGUCUCCCCCCCCCCUCUCUCUCUCUCUCUUUAGGCACUUGUUUAUUAUCCCCACAAUCAUAUAGAUAAUACUAUGACUGUCGUUCCUGCUAAUACCCUGCCGGUCGGAUAUCGCUUCCGACCGACUGAUGAAGAACUCAUCAAUCACUACCUGAGGUUGAAGAUCAACGGCUUUGAGAAAGAAGUUGCUGUAAUUCGUGAGGUUGAUAUUUGUAAAUGCGAGCCUUGGGAUUUGCCUGAUAUGUCUCUGGUCCAUUCAAUUGAUAAUGAGUGGUUCUUCUUCUGCCCCAAGGACCGGAAGUAUCAGAAUGGGCAACGAUCCAACAGAGCUACUGUGGCUGGGUACUGGAAAGCUACCGGCAAAGACAGGUUUAUAAAGUCAGGUAAAGGAAUGAAUGUGAUUGGGAGGAAAAAGACCCUAGUCUUUUAUACUGGUCGCGCUCCGAAAGGUAACAGGAGUCAUUGGGUAAUCCACGAGUAUUGUGCUACUGAUGAAGCUCUCAGCGGCAUGCAUCCUGGACAGGGUGCUUUUGUUCUGUGCCGUCUUUUUAAGAAGCAUGAUGGAAAGCAAGAUGAAAUGGGUGAGAACUCAAACUGUGAAGAAGUUGAGCAGAAUGUUUCAUCUCCUACUGUAGUUAAACCCUCACCUGAAGAUACCAUGUCAGAGCAAGAUACCCCAGUGUUGAGUAGACUGACAGGUGGUUUUGAAUCUAAUAACGGAACCCCUUUUAGUGUUGAUCAGUGUGGCUAUCCCAGCAAUAAAUGUAUUGGUGAGGAAGCCGAAAGUGACUUGUUAGGCAUGAUAUCUAUGCAGCCAAACCCAGACAUGGAGAAAUUGUUGGGAAAUUUUGGCCAAAUGCCAAAUAAUGAUGUCAAAUUUUUUCCAGAGGAUCCCAUGCAAGUGAUGCAAGAUUAUUAUCAGGGUUCUACACUUUUAGGCAGUGGCAAUGAUGGAGAUAUGGAUAUUGCACAGUUCCUUGAUGCAAUUUUAGCCAGUUCAGAUGAUCAUUCGUGUGAAGACUCUACCAGUCAUCCAAUAUCUGGUGUUGAUAAUGACAGCCCAAAGUACGUCAAUUGUUUGCCAAAGAUCUCUGCCAAGGAUAGUGGAUCAAGCAGUGACUCAGAUGUGGCACGAGUGUAUGACCAGCCUGAUCUAGGAGAUUAUCUUAACGAUGAAUUUCUGAAGGAGGCUCAGCAAUUUCCGUCUUUGAUGAUGAUAAGACCUACAAGGGAAGGUGUAUACCCUGAAUAUAGAAAUGAGCAAUCACAGAUAAAUUUGCAGUCCAUGCAAAAUAGACUGGAUGUUCCAUCUGAUGUUUCCUCUGCUAGUACUGGAAUUAAAAUAAGGUCUCGACAAUCAAAUAAUCAGCGUGCCCAAAAUCUAGUGUCUCAUGGAACUGCUCCAAGAAGAAUCCGUCUGCAAAUGAAGCUUCAGGUUGGGUCGACUCAUGGCUGCCUAGCUAAAAAUACGAGCCUUCCUGACGAAAAUAUGGAAGUGCCAAUCAUUGAGGGCAAUACAGAGCAGGCAGCUUCUCUCACUAGUACUACUUCAGAUGCUGUUUCUACAACGGAUGAGCAUGUAGAUUCCCUCUGGCAGGAUAAAGAAGUUUCUCAAGAACAGAGCAUGAACAUAAAGCCAAAAAGCGAUCUGCAAUUUCAAAUCAAAGCUCCCUCUAUAAUCACUAAGGCUCCUGUUCUGCGCUCUGUUCCAUCAGCACUCCAGAUUCACGGGAAAUUUCUUGCUAUUGGCAUGGCACUAGCAGCAGCAGUUGCCCUUUUGGGUUGCUUUGUAUUCUGAGGUCAUUCUGUUUUUUUCUGACAACUUAUAUUAUGUAUGUUUAAUUUGCUUAGUCAUAUGACAUUGUUGCUAAGAAGAGGAACAUCAACUUUAGGAGUGUUAUUUAGUGUGGAUAUGUAGUUGGAUCAUAGCUAAUGGAAUUCAGCUUCCUGCGUAGUGUAUAUACAAAUUAUUAUGUAGGCAGAUUUUGUUUUUGACGUCUCUGCUCAAGAGUUGCUAUGAAAAUACUUGAACUUGAUGUA